AUGGCGAAAGGCCAGACGGGUGCGAACCCAUCCGAAAUUGAGCCUACACUCCCUGCCAUGUUGUCGACGCCCUGGACGUUCCUUCAUCCGACCGAUCAAUUGCACGCUCAAAUCGCAGACUCCGCAAAGCAAAUUCUCGAUCCGCUAGCAGCUUCGGUCGUCGACGGCCAAACCCUCCGCCGCCAAAUCAACAAGAAGCGCAAGAGAGUCGAUGCUGAACUAGAUGGUGUUCCGCCCCUUCAACUGAAGAACCUUUAUGUGGCCGGCUUCACCUCCAACCAAAUAUGGGAACAAGCCACUCGGAUCCUCGAGUCCGCUGGAAGGGAAGUUGAGCGUGAUAUCACACUGCUUACCCGCAACGAUGACAACCUAUCCUCAGCCGACGAGGAUGAACUCGAUGUCUCCGACCCCGAGGGCUCGGCUUCUGAAAGCGACGACGGCGACAGCUUGUCCGACGAUUUCUCGGAAAAAGCGAUCCUCGAUGACAAUGACGAGGAGCUGCUUGAAGAGUCUCAGCAUUCGGAUGAGGAAGUUUCAGAGUCUGAGGAUAUAAUGGACGACGCCAUGAGCGUGGACGACUCGGAGGAGAAAGAUCCAGGCACCUAUGUGGAAGAUCGGUUCGGUCUCAACGACGGAUUCUUUUCAAUCGACGAUUUCAACAAACAAACCGAGCACUGGGAGAGGCUAGAUGCCAGAGGCGCGGGCAAUGAUGCCGACGACAGUGAUGAUGACGAGAUUGACUGGCAUGCCAAUCCCAUGGCCGGCAUGGGAACAAUUUCCAAUCCCUCGGACUCAAGGAAAACACGCGGUUCAGAUGACAAGGACGGCAUGGAUGAUGAUGAUAGCGAGGAGGAUGGUCCAACCUUUGGAAACGCAGAUCUUAACGGCGACUCCGACUCAGACGAUGAUGCCUUUGAUGGGGAGGAUGCAGGUAUGGGUGGGAUUGAGAACGCAAACGACAUCAGAUACGCCGAUUUCUUUGCGCCACCCCCGCGCAAAGCCUCAUCCAAGAAGGCACGCGCAUUGCCAAAGACCCAACCAUCUGCAGAAGUGAUGGAGGGUGAUGUGGAACGCGCCAUGGCCGACGUUCGACGUGACCUCUUCGACGAGGAAUCCGAAGGCGAAGCCGAGGUUGAUGAGAUGCAUGAGGCUGGCGAUUCAAACGUGCCACGCUCGACCCACGAAAAGCAGCGCGCUCGGAUUGCCGAUGAGAUUCGCCGCCUGGAAGCGGCCAACGUGGCCAAGAAAGAGUGGAUGCUUACUGGUGAAGCCAGAGCGGUUGAACGUCCUGUGAACUCUCUCAUCGAGGAGGACCUCGACUUUGAGCGAGUGGGCAAGCCAGUCCCCGUCGUGACAAAUGAGACCACCGAGGACAUCGAGGAGCUUGUCAAGCGUCGCAUUCUUGCGAAGGAGUUUGAUGAGGUGAUCCGCCGUCGCCCAGGCGCUGCCGAUGUCGAGUCUUCCCGGCGUGGAAGAUUCGAGCUGGCGGACACCAAACCUCAGCAAAGCCUGGCGGAAAUGUACGAAGCCGAUCACCUCAAAGCAACGGAUGCCAAUUACGUCGACCCCAAGAACCAGAAGUUGAUGCGAGAGCAUGCCGAGGUGACCGAUCUCUGGAAAGAGAUCAGCUCCAAAUUGGACCUUCUCUGCAACUUGAACUACAAGCCCCAAACACCCCAAAUCAGCAUCAACGUGGUCAGCGAUGCUCCCACGAUCAUGAUGGAGGACGCCCGACCCACGGCUGGCAGCGCUGUGGGAGGACCGUCAGCCCUGGCUCCUCAGGAAAUUUACGCGCCCGGCGACGAUGGCCGCGUCGCUGGCGAGGUGGUGCUCAAGACUGGUGCAGUCAUCUCCAAGGACGAGAUGAGCCGGGAAGAGAAGGCUCGGAAGAGGAGGCAGAAGAAGAGCCAGCGGAAGGAGGAUGUGUCCACCAAGCCUUCUGGCAAGGCUGCCGAGAAGCAACAACUCGUGUCCGACCUCAAGAAGGGUGGUGUCAAGGUCAUCAACAAGGAGGGCAAGGUCACGGAUAUGAGUGGAAGCAAGGUGGGAGCGACUACCAAGAGCAGUGGAGAUACCCUCAAGCUAUGA
Messenger RNA from Penicillium subrubescens, 2088 nucleotides. RefSeq names its product rRNA-processing protein MPP10. Gene Ontology annotation, biological process: rRNA processing. The record is from RefSeq and is a predicted model, not a curated record. The transcript has a single exon. Gene Ontology annotation, cellular component: sno(s)RNA-containing ribonucleoprotein complex; nucleus; Mpp10 complex. Lineage: Eukaryota; Fungi; Ascomycota; Eurotiomycetes; Eurotiales; Aspergillaceae. The coding region runs from base 1 to 2088 and encodes 695 amino acids.